GUGUAUAGUGCACGAGCGCCACCUGUCGGAAAGUCUCUGGUUGUCCGCCAUUGACGAACAAAUAUUCGCUUGUUCAUUACAACUAAUGUCAACAGUGGCUUUUGCGGUACUACGUGAUCAAAACAUGUGACGUCACCGUGGCUUCUAUAUUUUUCUGGAACGGACACCGAAAGUGAGAGCUCAGAGUGGUGUUGGGGGGAUUCCCCAUCCGUGUUUCCAACGUAAAUUGACCAAUGGAAUUGACACUCAGAUCACGUGAUUGAUAAUUUCAUUUCCUGUUAUAUAUUGAGAACGUAGCAAGUUCCCAAUUUGUUUAAUUUUCGUUCUUCAGACUAAGUUUCUUCCUUUCAACAGUUAUAAUCACAGAUUUAAGGUUAUUACAUACACAUCUGUAGUUUGAGGACAGAAUGGAUAUUCAGCCAAAGACAGAUCCAAAUGAUGAAUCGCAUUUCACAAGUCCUAAUGUUAUGGAGACUAUUAAGCUAGAACGUGAUGCAUAUAAGGAAAAACUGGAUCACAUGAAAGUGUUUAUCAAUGAACUGAAACGUGAGUUGCAGUCACAGAGAAUCCGGAAUGAGGGAGUGGAAACUGUGUCCAAGCUUCUCAGUGAAUCGAGGCAAGAAAUCUUAACACUCCAACGGCAAAAAAAAACUUUGGAAACGCUCAUUAGAAAUUUGCAGAAUAGGCUUGCAAUAAAUGGUUUAUCAAACAGUGUGACCUUUGGUGAAAAUGAAUUAUUUAUUCCAGGCAUCUCCAAGCAGAUUUUAGACAAUUUGGCAAAAGAAAAUGCCAGAUUGCGGAACAUGAUUGGGACUCCUUCAGAUGUUGGAGGAUUUAAAAGUAAUUCCAUGUUGCAAGAGAUAGUUGACAAAUUAACAACUGAAAAUGCUAAUCUUCAAGGGGAGAUUGACAGUGUGCAGAAAAAGGUGGUGGAAUUUGAGAAUACACUACAUUCAUCUUCCAGUGAUAAGGACAAGGAAAUUGCCAACCUGCGUGAUUGUAUUAAGAGGGUUCAGAAAGACUCUCAACUUCAGAAUGUUUUGUGUCAUUCUAUGUCGGGGGAAAUUGGCAGUCUGCGUGGAAAGCUGCACAACUUUGUUGUUGACUGUCAGACUCUGGAAAUGAGGCUGGAGGAAUCAGAGAAGAAGAUCAAGAAACAAGAAGAACCAGUCAGUGAGGAGAAUUUACCCACAACUGUCACACUGCAACAGGCAAGUGAAGAGAACCAAGAUUUGACUACCAUUAAGGAAGAAAACCAAAAACUGCACGAGAAGUUACAAGAGGUUAUAGAAAUGAAUAACAGGUGGCAAGACUACAACAGUGCGAGAGAAAAGUAUGUGCAGAGUUUACAUAAUAAAAUUGCUGACCUAGAACAAAGAUUGAAGUCAAUGCCACAGUCAGAAACACAACAAAAAAUGGAUGGAUUACUUCGAUGUGCAACUGAAAAACUUCAAAAAGAGGCUGAAACAAUCGAAAAGCUCAAAGCUGAACUUGAACAGUCGCGAGCUGAGAAACAAAGACUACAGACUAUGGUGGUAACCAGCGAUGAUGCAGCAACAAUCGAGGCUCUGAAGGCUCAGAUACAGAUAUGUACUGAAGACUUUGAAACCGAGCGACAGGAUCGCGAGAAAGCACAGAACAUCAUUGGCCAGCUGCAGUCCGAGCUGAAUAAGUUGAAGAAAGAAAAGCAACAGCAGCAGCAUCUGAUGCAGUACCAAAACCGAGACUUCAGCAACAUCCCAGCCCCCAAGACGUAUUUACGUCCAACAUACCCCACUCUUAGACCUGACGUAAGCCUUCAGAGUCGAGGUAUAUCAGCAGACGGAAAUGUCCCUGAUGGUUUAAGAAGUGAUGGCCCAGAACCUGAGGGAAUGGGUCCAGUGUCAUUACCUGUGACAAAGUCACCAUGUUUCUUUGGCCAGGGUUUAGCUGUAAGAAAGAAAUCAGAUGACUUGUGUUGUCCAAAAUGUAGUCUGGGCUUUUCAGAAGCAGAACAGGACAAGUUGUUGGAGCAUAUGGAGGAAUGCUGUGAAUAAAUGGCUGGUAAUAAAACCAUUUAAACAAUGAAGUUCAUCAUUCAUCAGAUUAACACAGACUUUUCUAAGUCUGAUUUGGUCCUUAAUUCUUUUGAUGACCUACAUGUAUAAAGUUUGCUGCAACUUAGUUUGUGUACUACCAUUCUUUAGCUUUUGUUUUAAUACUAGUAGGUUUUUAGUUUGUUUUCAGUGUAUUGUGUAAUGUAUUUGUGUGUUUGAAUUAAAUUUCUGUUACAUUCAUUACAACAUACAACGUCAUCUCAUUGAUCAAGACAUAGCAAAGGGAGUUUGUUCAUUUCUUGAUGAAUGUAAAAAUUACAUUGUCAGGGAACAUCA
Molecule: messenger RNA, 2372 nt
Organism: Gigantopelta aegis
Lineage: Eukaryota; Metazoa; Mollusca; Gastropoda; Neomphalida; Peltospiridae
Product: TNFAIP3-interacting protein 2-like
Exons: 8
Coding region: 408-2036 (542 amino acids)
Biological process (GO): mitotic cytokinesis; regulation of phosphatidylinositol 3-kinase/protein kinase B signal transduction
Source: RefSeq, a predicted model, not a curated record